UUCUUGUCACACAAAGCAGUGAGAGUUGUAUUGGUUUUGUAGUCAUGACAUCCAUUCUUUCUCUCUCAUCUGUUCUGUUGGCUCUAAAGCUCUGCUCAGGUGAGUGGUGCUACCAGAGCCAGUUUUCCUGUCAUGACGCAUGUAAAGGGCCUUCAGAAUGGAAAAAUUAUUUUCCUAAUUGUGGAGGUCAGAGACAAUCGCCCAUCAAUAUCGUCACAAGCAAAGUGAAACAUGACUCAAAAUUGACCAGUUUUAUCUUCGAGGGCCACGAGAACAUUUUCAACAUGAGUGUGGAAAAUCAUGGACAUUCAGCUUACUUUACUCUGCCUCAAUUUGUGCGGCUCCGUGGUGGGGGUCUGUCAGGCAUAUACAAGGCUGUCCAGUUCCACCUGCACUGGGGAGAGGACGAUGGCCAGGGCUCAGAGCACUCUGUGGACGGGGAGCAUUAUCCCAUGGAGCUCCAUAUUGUUCACAUUAAAGAAAAGUACAACAACUUGAAAGAGGCUCUAAAUGACUCUACAGGGGUGGCAGCACUUGCCUUCUUUUUUGAGGUGUCUUCAGGGCAAAAUAAAAAGCUUGACAGAGUUAUAGAGGCUUUAGGAAAAGUCCGACAUGAAGGGAACAGCAGUGAAAUUGAAGACUUUAGACUGACUGACAUCGUCCCUCAAGCCAAUAAACUGAGCUACUAUCGGUACUAUGGUUCCCUGACCACACCAAGUUGUGACCAGGCUGUUGUGUGGACGGUCUUCCAACAGACUCUGCCCAUAAGCAAAACUCAGCUGACGUCAAUGUAUAAACAGCUGUUAUUCGCAACAGAAAAACCAAUGACUGGAAUAUUCCGUCCUGUGCAGAAUCUGAAUGGACGAGUUGUUUACACGUCUGUGCCAUCUCACAGUCUGUGUGUCCUGCCCAAUCUAAUCACCCUGUUUCUGUGCCUCUUUUGUGUUUUUGGACAACAAAGGUGUUUUCACUGAAUGGUAGAGAAUGCGUGUCUUUUAACACAGGAGGUUCUGUACAAAGUAAAGCUAAUCAAUCUUUAAAGCACUGAACUGCAGCUACUGGAAUGGAUCUUUCCACCAUGUUAAGGUUGAGAAAUCUGACAAUAUUAUUAUUUUGUUAUUAUUUUCUGUGUUCACAACUAUCUCUUUCAUGUCUACAUUCACUCUCCUUUAGAAGUGACAGCUUUAUUUGACUUUCAUGGAUUCUCAUCCAUUUUCCAUGACUUGAUUGUUCAUGAUUACUGCAUUUGAAGUAUUUUUAAAAGGGGGGUUCAAUUUGUCAUUGUAACAUUAACUAUAAAAGUGUAUAAAAGUCUAUAUUUGGGAUUUGAAUGUGGCUCAUUUGAAGCUUUCUGAACCUCCACUAAGAUGAAUUCACUAUGUAAAUUUCAAUGACUUUUCCAUUACUGUAACAUUUUCAUGAUUUUCCAGGCCUCGAAAUGCCAACUUUUAAAAUUCUCAGAUGUUUCCUGGAAAACCCUGUAAAUUUAUUGUUUAAUACAGCAAUGCUUUGAUGAUUAAACUUGAAUUGUGCACAUAUGCAGGGCAUGUGAAGUGUAAGUUGUAUAUUAUGUAAGUUUCCAUCCAUGUUAAUAAAACUUAAAAUGAA
This is a messenger RNA of Ctenopharyngodon idella (grass carp), 1608 nucleotides long. It is a transcript of the gene ca4c, whose product is annotated as carbonic anhydrase IV c. The transcript has 8 exons. NCBI's taxonomy places the organism in Eukaryota, Metazoa, Chordata, Actinopteri, Cypriniformes, Xenocyprididae. Gene Ontology annotation, cellular component: plasma membrane. Gene Ontology annotation, molecular function: carbonate dehydratase activity; zinc ion binding. The coding region runs from base 45 to 974 and encodes 309 amino acids. The record is from RefSeq and is a predicted model, not a curated record.